Micropterus dolomieu (smallmouth bass) is the source of this 990-nucleotide messenger RNA. Its product is annotated as olfactory receptor 10A6-like. Gene Ontology annotation, biological process: G protein-coupled receptor signaling pathway. Gene Ontology annotation, cellular component: membrane. Bases 1 to 990 code for a protein of 329 amino acids. NCBI's taxonomy places the organism in Eukaryota, Metazoa, Chordata, Actinopteri, Centrarchiformes, Centrarchidae. The record is from RefSeq and is a predicted model, not a curated record. The transcript has a single exon. Gene Ontology annotation, molecular function: G protein-coupled receptor activity; olfactory receptor activity.
AUGAUGAUCAUGAUAAACUCCACACAGGUUUCAUAUUUUACACUUGAUGCCUACUUUGACACCGGGCUUUUUAAAUACUUAUAUUUCAUUUUCAUUUUGUCUUUAUAUAUGUUAAUUGUUUGUGUGAAUCUUCUGCUCAUUGUGGUUAUCUGUAUGAACAGAAGCUUACAUGAACCUAUGUACCUUUUUCUGUGCAGCCUGUUUGUAAAUGAGCUGUAUGGUAGUACAGGGUUGUUUCCAUUCCUUCUGCUUCAGAUUCUCUCUGACAUUCACACUGUUUCUGCUCCCUUUUGUUUCCUGCAGAUUUUCUCUUUGUAUUCUUAUGGCAGUGUAGAAUUUACCAACUUAGCUGUCAUUUCUUAUGACAGAUACCUUGCUAUCUGCUGUCCUCUACAGUAUAAUGCACAUAUGACAUCUAAUAAGGUUGUCAUGCUUAUUGUUGUUAUAUGGUUACCUCCUUUAUUUGCUGUCCUUGUCACAACAUGCUUAACUGCUUCUUUACAGCUGUGUGGGAACAUUGUUAAUCAGGUAUACUGUAACAACUAUUACAUCAUACAGCUGGCUUGCUAUGACACCAGUGUGAAUAAUGUCUAUGAACUUAUUGCUGCUUCUCUCAUAGUCUUUGCUCCGAUGUCUGUAAUCUUUUACACGUACAUGAGGAUUCUUAAAGUUUGUUUUUCUGGUUCUAAACAGACCAGACAAAAAGCUGUCAGUACCUGCACUCCUCACCUUGCUUCUCUGCUCAACUUUGCUUUUGGGGCUUCCUUUGAAAUAUUACAGAGCAGGUUUAACAUGAACAGUGUACCUCACAUGAUGCGAAUAUUUUUAUCAUUGUAUUUUUUUACAUGCCAACCGCUCUUCAACGCUUUAAUGUACGGCCUCAACAUGUCCAAAAUACGCAUCAUAUGUAAAAGUCUGCUUUUAACUUCUGUUGGGAAAUGCAGAUUAUCCCCCAGACUUGUUCCUAUUGAGGAACAGAGGAAACAAUAA